AAACGGGUCGCGGGCAUAUGGAACCCUGGGUUUCCUCUGUCAAAAGAGGAGCUGCUGCCCAGCCCCCUUCAUUUCUUCCCCUCCCUGUCUCUUCCAGCGCUGACGCCGGCGUCGGUGGCGUCCCCCUCCAUCAGCACCGUUUCCGCGUGCUCUCUGUCACCGUGAGCCCAGCCCUGUCGUCACUACCAUCUGCUUCCCUCCAUCUCCACGGGGAGCUCCACCAUUCCUCUGUUCCGGCGAAUCUCCGUCUCCCUCCUUCCGAUCUCAGGGCCCUCCCCCGCUGCCACCAGAAUCACCAUAGCAAGCCAUCAGCUCUCCUUGUUCUCUUUCCCGGCGGAGCCACCGCCACAAACUACCAUAGCCUCAAACGUAGCCUUCGUCUUCUCCUCCCUGUUGUCCGGCGAGCACCACCUCCGACACCUCGACCACUGCCUUGCACCGCAAGUUAGCGGGUGCAGGUACCUAUCUCUCAUCGGUGCACCUAACCGGUGAAAUAAUUUCUCUCUUUUGUGCUGCUUGGAUUCCAAACAGAGCACAAGCAAGCACUCUCUCGAAGAGCAGCAGCGCCACUGUCAAAGGUAUCUUCCCACCGUCGGCGACAUCACAGCUGCUCAUCCAUCGUCCUCAAUGUUCAACAACAGCAUAUCGAUUUCUGUCUCCGACGAGGACUCCGACGAACUUGCUGGGAGAAUGAGACCUCGGGUCCGUAGGAAGCGGAAGAAAUUGGGAUUUCGAGGCAAGAACGAUUUUGCUAAGCGAUUUCUCCGGAAGCUACUGCGGUGGUGGCCGGUCUUGCUCUUUCUUCCCGCCGCUGGACUGCUCUUGUUCGAGGCCUCGAGAAUCGGCCGGAAACCUAGUCCAGCUGUCGACGCGGGACUCGCUUCUCAGAAGAAACCUGGACCGCCUGUGGAAAAGAGAUUGCAAGGUAAUUUGAAUCGCCUCGAUCCGACCACUCGGAUCGUCGGUGGCGUGAGAGAACGUUGCUUGAAGCUACUACCUCCUGAAGAACUUGAGCACUUGGAUAUUCCUUUGGACAAAGAACUCACUAGUCCUGUUAUGAAAGUGGUCUACAUAUCGGAUAAUGAUAAACCUUAUGUAGAAGGGAAUGUUACCAAUUCUGAACAUCAUAUGGAAGGCACAAGAUUUAACUUGUUUACAGGAUAUCAAACUCUAGAGGAGAGAGAGAAAAGUUUCAAGGUAAGUAAAACAGCCUUACUACAUUGUGGUUUCUACAGUGAGAAUGGAGGGUUCAAGAUUUCCGAUGAGGACAAAAGUUACCUGCAAACUUGUAAAAUUGCAUUGUCUACUUGUGCAUUUGGCGGUGGUGAUGAUUUGUAUCAACCAAUUGGAAUGUCAGAAUCUUCACUUAGAAAGGUUUGCUAUGUGGCAUUUUGGGAUGAAGUUACUCUUGCUGCACAAGAGGCAGAGGGACAUAAAAUUGGUGAGAACCAAUUUAUUGGGAAAUGGCGCAUUGUCAUUGUUAGGAAUCUCCCUUUCAGUGAUCAGAGGUUGAAUGGUAAAAUCCCUAAGAUGCUGAGUCAUCGCCUGUUUCCUCAUGCAAGAUAUUCUAUUUGGGUAGAUUCGAAGUCUCAAUUUAGAAGGGACCCCUUAGGUGUUUUGGAUGCCCUUCUUUGGCGGUCAAAUUCUGUGAUUGCAAUUUCAGAACAUGGAGCUAGGAGUAGUGUGUAUGAUGAGGCAAAGGCCAUUGUCAAGAAACACAAAGCCACCCCAGAAGAAGUUGAGGUGCAGUUGACUCAGUAUCGCCGUGAUGGCCUCCCUGAAGACAAAAGAUUUAAUGGGAAGAAGGCUCUAGCUGAAGCGUCUGUGAUUGUGAGGGAGCAUACACCAUUGACGAAUAUGUUAAUGUGCCUAUGGUUCAAUGAAGUAGUGCGGUUCACUUCUCGGGAUCAGCUGAGCUUCCCAUAUGUGCUCUGGCGGCUGAAAGUGUUAAAGGACAUCAACAUGUUUCCUGUGUGCACCCGCAAGGAUCUGGUUAAUAGCAUGGGGCAUAUACGCAAAGCUAAGCCUCUAACAAGUUGAUACUAUUUCUAGGUGCUCCUGUACACCUUUGCAAUUAUUGGAGGUGAAAGUGAAAGGGGCAGCGAAUAGCCAUGUUCCCUGAAUUUAUCUGGAAUUGUUGUUUCAGAUAUUGUGGCUCAUUCAUUCCUAUGACAGCAGAAUUUUACGUGUUAGCAUUUUCGGUGAAAUGUUAUUUAUUUAUUUAUUAAAUAUUAUUGAGGCCAGAAUAUUUUAGUUGGUCUUUCUCAUAUGUAUUUGCAUAGGACCGUAUCCUAUCCUUUGUUGGAUUUUUAAGGGUUAGCACCGUAGUAGAUGUAUGUUCCAUCACAAAAACACAUUAGAAGAAUAAGAAUAGCCCUUCUUCCCCCAAAUCCCGUCCCUUGAUUCUUCUGGCUAACGUGAGCACAGACCCCCUCCGUCGCCAUUCGCCACUGCGCCAUUGUGGAAUAUUAGGUUGCUUUUGGCAGUGUUUUGUAUUUGAUUGAUACUACGAACUUAAAGCCAUCUAGAGGAGUGGGUGCAGGUUUUGCUUCCAUGUCCGUGUAAUGGCUUUAUGUGGGUGGUAGCAUGCCAGUACUGGUGGAAGUUAUUAAUGGUUAAAAAGUUGCUGUGUGAUUACAAGGAUGGUUUAUGUAAUAUGUUUGUUGUGCAAAUUGAAUAUAUGGUGUCAAAGUUGUAGGCUUCUAGCAACAGGACAUGGUUGGGAAACGAUUGCGAAAGUUCUUUUU
Messenger RNA from Diospyros lotus (date-plum), 2747 nucleotides. RefSeq names its product probable hexosyltransferase MUCI70. The transcript is spliced from 7 exons. Lineage: Eukaryota; Viridiplantae; Streptophyta; Magnoliopsida; Ericales; Ebenaceae. The record is from RefSeq and is a predicted model, not a curated record. The coding region runs from base 628 to 2040 and encodes 470 amino acids.